Molecule: messenger RNA, 741 nt
Organism: Mucor velutinosus
Lineage: Eukaryota; Fungi; Mucoromycota; Mucoromycetes; Mucorales; Mucoraceae
Exons: 6
Coding region: 1-741 (246 amino acids)
Biological process (GO): response to oxidative stress; hydrogen peroxide catabolic process; cellular response to stress
Cellular component (GO): mitochondrion; cytosol
Molecular function (GO): thioredoxin peroxidase activity
Source: RefSeq, a predicted model, not a curated record
AUGUUUGCUGCUCGUCGUAUUGCUACCUCCAUUGCUCCCCGCAUUGCUCUCAGCACUUCUGCUGCUGUUCGCCCAUCCCUGAUGAGACCUGCCGUUCGUGCAUCGACUGCUACUAGCAUUGCACGCUUCUUGAACACCAGCGCUAUUGAACAAAAGCGCGCUACUGUCCAACAUCCUGCUCCUCAAUGGUCUGCCAGUGCUCUUGUUGAUGGCGAAUUCAAAGAAUUGGCUUUAUCUGACUAUAAGGGAAAGUUCGUCGUCAUGGUCUUUUAUCCAGCAGAUUUCACUUUUGUUUGCCCUACUGAACUCUUGGCUUUCAGUGAUCGUAUUGAAGAAUUCAGACAGAAGGGUGCUGAAGUUGUUGGUAUCAGUGUUGACAACGUCCAUUCUCAUUUAGCUUGGACUAAUCUCCCCAGAAAGCAAGGUGGUCUUGGAUCCAUUAACAUUCCCCUCGUCUCUGAUAUUAAGAAGGAGAUUUCCACCAACUACAAUGUAUUGAUCCCUGAAGAGGGUUUGUCUCUUCGUGGUUUGUUUGUCAUUGAUCCCAAGGGUGUUCUUCGUAUUAGUACCAUCCACGAUUUACCUAUUGGCCGUUCUGUUGAUGAGACUUUGAGAGUGAUUGAUGCUAUCAAAUUCACUGAUGAACAUGGUGAAGUUUGUCCCGCCAACUGGCAACAGGGCGAUGCCACUAUCAAGCCUGAUCCCAAGGGUUCUCAAGAUUAUUUCAACAAGGCCAACUAA